AUGGGCUCGUCAUGGAGUAUACGCGCUCACAAACCACGGACAUCAUGGCUCCAUAGCUUCCGACGCGCAGAUCCCCUUCCAGGCUACCAUCCCACCGACGCACCAGAGCGAUUCUACGACUUACGCGCCGCCAAUGCGAAAACAGCGAAUACAGCACUUGCGCGAGAAUUAAAAGGUCGACAUCUUCAAAUGAUUGCCUUUGGCGGUGCGAUUGGAACUGGAUUGUUCGUCGCAUCGGGUGCAUCGCUCUACAGAGGCGGACCAGCGAGUUUGUUGAUCUCGUAUUUACUACUCGGGGCGAUGCAGUAUUGUACGAUGCAGUGUCUUGGGGAGCUAUGCGUCAUGUUUCCGAUCGCGGGCUCGUUUUCGGCGUUUUCGACGAGGUUCUUGGAUCCGUCUUGGGGGUUUGCUAUGGGUUGGAAUUACUGUUUACAAUGGCUGUUCAUUUUACCCUUGGAAAUCAUCGCUGGGGCGUUCACGAUAGGAUACUGGAAUCCGGAUCUGACGAAAUCCAUAUUCGUCGCUAUAUUUCUCUUCGCUAUUGUUGUUAUCAACCUUUUUGGCGUCAAGACAUAUGGCGAGGCUGAGUUUAUCUUUUCUCUCAUCAAGAUCACCGCCAUCGUUGGCUUCAUAUUACUCGCCAUCGUCAUAAAUGUCGGCGGGGAGCCCGAGAGCGGUUACAUCGGCGGCAUGUACUGGCGUAACCCAGGGCCCUUCAACAACGGCUUCAAGGGCUUUUGCAGUGUCCUCGUUACAUCUGCAUUCUCCUUCACGGGCACAGAGCUCAUCGGUCUCGCCGCCGCCGAGACAGCUAAUCCACGAAAAUCUUUACCGACGGCGAUCAAGCAGGUUUUCUGGCGUAUCACGAUAUUUUACAUCGUUGCGCUCCUGCUGGUUGGGCUAUUAGUCCCUUCUGAUGAUAAACGACUCGUCGGGGGUGAUAACGUCGCGGACGCUACGGCGAGUCCGUUUGUAAUUGCGAUAGAGAAGGCAGGGACUUCUUUGCUUCCGAGUAUAAUGAACGCAAUUAUCUUGGUGGCGGUGAUAAGUGUUGGGAAUUCAGCUGUUUUUGGAUCGUCGAGAACUUUAGCUGCUUUGGCUGAACAAUCGCAUGCGCCGCAAAUCUUUGCGUACGUGGAUCGACAAGGGCGUCCGCUCAUGGCAAUCCUGUUCGCAUCUUGCAUCGGUCUACUCGCGUUUCUUGCGGACGUUAGUUUUCACGACUCUAUCUUCAAUUGGCUUCUCUCCAUCAGUGCAUUGAGCACUUUAUUUACGUGGGGGAGUAUCUGUUUGUGUUAUAUCCGCUUUCGAAAGGCUUGGUAUUACAAUGCGCAUACUCUAGAACAACUGCCCUUCAAGUCGCAUGUUGGUGUCGCAGGAGCGUGGUUUGCCUUUGUGGGGUACAUCCUUAUCUUGAUCUCUCAGAUUUGGAUUGCCGUCUCACCUGUUGAAGAGCCCGGUAUUGAUAGGACCGCAUCGGGACUCACACAGAACUUCUUCUUAAAAGUUCUUGCAAUACCCAUCAUCUUGUUGUUUUAUGUAUGUCACAAACUUUGGUAUCGUACGCAGAUUGUACGGCUACCUGAUAUGGAUGUUGUGACUGGGCGGAGGUAUUUUCGUGUGCACGUUAUGGCGGAGCAAGAGCGGGAAGAACGACAUGGCUGGCCCAAGUGGAAAAAGGUCUAUCGGUUUCUCUGUUAA
Molecule: messenger RNA, 1701 nt
Organism: Fusarium redolens
Lineage: Eukaryota; Fungi; Ascomycota; Sordariomycetes; Hypocreales; Nectriaceae
Product: amino acid permease/ SLC12A domain-containing protein
Exons: 4
Coding region: 1-1701 (566 amino acids)
Biological process (GO): amino acid transmembrane transport
Cellular component (GO): membrane
Molecular function (GO): amino acid transmembrane transporter activity
Source: RefSeq, a predicted model, not a curated record